Messenger RNA from Rana temporaria (common frog), 462 nucleotides. Its product is annotated as mucin-5B-like. The coding region runs from base 49 to 381 and encodes 110 amino acids. The record is from RefSeq and is a predicted model, not a curated record. The transcript is spliced from 11 exons. Lineage: Eukaryota; Metazoa; Chordata; Amphibia; Anura; Ranidae.
AGAAUCAUCAGCUUACAUACAGUAUAUAUACAAUCAACCUAAUCUGAUAUGUUCAUAAAGUCACCAGCCACCAUGGGGUUCAUGAAUCUGGUUCUCUGUAUUGUUCUUUUUACAGUGGAUAUUCCUUCUCUCACAGUUGCACAGUCAUCUGCUGCACCUACAACUAUGUUUGCAUCCACAACUAUGGCUGCAUCCACAACUAUGGCUGCUAAAAACAGUAUCCCUUCAACAACAGUAUCUCCUCCAGCUUUAACUACAACAGUAAAUGCUGGAAAUACCACUGAUUCUGCAUAUACAAGGACUGGAGUUCCUUCAACAACAGUAUCUUCUCCAGCUUUAACUACAACAGCAUAUGCUAGAAAUACCACUAAUAUGGUCUGAGGUUGGUAAAUGGCAGAAACCAUUGCGUUGGUCGUGUGGAAAUCUUCUAUGAAGGAGAAUGGGGAACGGUGGUGUGAUGAU